CCUUUUUUAGGGGUUGUUACCCCACCCUAGAAAAUUACCAUAAAUUCGCCUUGAUUUGAGUACAUUCGAAUAACCUGCCAAUGUAAAAACCAAACAAUCCUUGUCAUCAACACCUCCAGAGAAGGGAUCCAAGGCAUAAAAAAGAUAAAUAAAUAAAACAUGAUUUGCCGACUGUGCUUGGAGGAAUCUUAUAAUACUUUCGAAAUCUUUUCCGAGAAUGGAGGGACAGAAACUGCUAAAACCAUUGCCAAAUACUUUCACAUCGAGGUCCAACGCAAUGAUAUUAUUUCUAAAAAAAUUUGCGAAAUUUGCUGGCAGCGUAUAUUCGAUUUUCACAGCUUUUGGUUGACUAUAGACGGAAAGCAAAAAACACUACAAACGCAUUUAGCUGGUACUGAAAUAAAACCAGAUUUUGAUGCCUUUGAAACUGAAGAAUUCCCAGGAACUAAUUUAAGCUCCCACAUCCACUAUAAAAGUAGUGAGUUGCGUGAGCCGGAAAUCGACAUAAUUGGCGUGAAAACUAAUGUAUUCGUAGAUGAAUUAGAAAUUGAAGUAAAUCAAAUUAAGGAUGUAGAUAUCAAAGAAGAUCAUGUUUCUAUUCCGACUCUAUCGCUUACUUCUGACAAAGAAACAAAACAAGCCGUUGGAGUUAAAAACAGUAAAAAGCGUAACCCCAAUAAAAAGAACUCUUCAAAGGCAACGGGAAGGCAUGCAAAAAAUCUUAAAAAAUCAAAAGUAAGCAUCGGACCGAAACACGAUAGUAAAGACAUUGAAGAUCUAGGUUCAAAAGCAAAAGCGAACGCAUCACAAGACUCACAACUAUCAAUGCGGGAAGUGGAUGAAUUUAUAGCAGCAAACACACAAUUGACCUGUUGCCUUUGUUCGGCACCACUUAAGAAUUUCACUGAAUUAAAGAAACAUUUUCGGGUGGAUCAUCAUUGUAACGGAUAUGUUACUUGCUGCAAUAAUCGUUAUCUCAGACGAACAUUGUAUGUCGACCAUCUCAAAUUGCAUAUGGAUCCAGAUUUCUUCAAAUGUGCAAUAUGUAAUAAACAACUUAAAAGCCGGAAUAAUUAUAAAAAUCAUAUGAACACAAGGCAUCCGGAUGAAGAAAAAUUGCUUUAUCAAUGUAAAUCGUGUCCGCGCAAAUUCGCUAAACGAUAUAUAUUGGAUUAUCACCUGAAGUAUAACCAUCAACCAGAACGUAAUCAUAUCUGCAAAACUUGCAACAAGGGGUUUAUAAAUUCUUCAGUUUUAAAACAACACGAAAGGACCGUCCAUUUGAAUGCUUCUAACUCUGUAUGUGAAGUGUGCGGAAAGUGUCUAAAAACACAACAAAAUCUGCUUACGCAUAUGGAAGAUAUGCACAGUAGGGAACCUCGUCCAGAAGUGCAAUGCAAAAUUUGUCAAAAGUGGCUAAAAAACAUACGUUGCCUUAAUAAACACAUGAUUGGACAUCGCGACCAAACAUCUGGACAACCAUUUAAGUGUACACAUUGUGGAGCAGAAAAGAGUACCAGGCAUGCUCUUACCUCCCAUAUACGGUAUCAUCACUCAGGCAGAACUUUUACAUGUACAAUGUGUAGCAAAGAAUUUAAAAGUCCACGCGCUUUGAAGGAACAUGAGAGUACGCACACCGGUACGUAUUUAUAUACCUGUCCAUUUUGUCCCAAGACGUUCAGAUCGCAUGGUAACAUGCACAAUCAUAGGGUGAGUCAUUCGGAUAAAUAUGUUCCUAGCCAUUCACAACCAAACGAGGCCACUAAAAGGUUCCUUAAUACAUUACCAGAAAAUGGAAAGCACAUUUAAAAAAUAAUAAUAAUAAUAAAAAAUUGUA
Messenger RNA from Rhagoletis pomonella (apple maggot), 1837 nucleotides. RefSeq names its product transcription factor grauzone-like. The record is from RefSeq and is a predicted model, not a curated record. Gene Ontology annotation, molecular function: DNA-binding transcription factor activity, RNA polymerase II-specific; RNA polymerase II transcription regulatory region sequence-specific DNA binding; zinc ion binding. The transcript is spliced from 6 exons. Gene Ontology annotation, cellular component: nucleus. Lineage: Eukaryota; Metazoa; Arthropoda; Insecta; Diptera; Tephritidae. Gene Ontology annotation, biological process: regulation of transcription by RNA polymerase II. Bases 160 to 1809 code for a protein of 549 amino acids.